GGAGGGGAAAUCCCUCAAUCCUCCCACGCGUACCUACUUUCCGUAGAUCUACGUCUUGUCAGUGUGUCUGUUUUGGACGAUGCCUGCUCUUGUCCUUUUACAUCAGAUAUUGAAAAUAAUGCUGUGAGUAGUGGCCGAACCUUUGAGGCCUCGAGGGUGACAUCUCAACAGCCUCUUGUCUCAUCUACCACCGGAAUAGCGCCUGCGUGUAGUGUGUACUGUUGCCUCAAAACCGGAGAAAACUGCUUCAAUCUCCUUGUCUUUCGCGCCGGCCAAUACUUGGCCAGGCUAAGAUUAGUAAUGGACGGUGGUGUACUUUCGCGGUACGGCUUGGUAUCACCUCCUGUGAUCUUCUGUCUAGUUCUCGGUGCUUCAUUCGUCGUUGCUGAUCUGUAUUUCUAUGGAGUAUUGGGUAAGCUACCAUGCCAGGCGUCCAAUUGCUCGUCUACGGUUCCGAGGCCGUCCGUGAAGCUCAUGAUGCAAGAUCAUAUGUGUCAUCACGUUCAUCACUACGCAGCAGAGGCAUUUGAAAGUUAUACUCACUUGUCUGAACUUCCCUUCAUAACCCCGAACUUUAUUACAACAAUGCACAUAUUUGUAGGUGCCUUUGGUGCAUACCUAGUGUCGUCUGAGAACUUCAAAAUCCGCCAAAUUGCCGUUGGUGUAUGUCAGUUCAGAAUAUUCUUGGACAUGCUGGAUGGUGUUGUGUUCAGACGACAGCUGAAACAUUCAAUGUACGUCAACGGUUGGGGAACUCUUGGCUACUAUAUUGAUGCUGGUGCAGAUAUACUGGCAUCUUUCCUCUUGGUUUAUGGCCUAUUUAUCUACCUGGUUCGACAACCGCCUCGCCGUAGCGAGGGUCUACCCCUACGUACUAGUCCACCGGAACCAAUAACGGACAUGCCCGUCAGCCGCAGCACCAUCCAGCUAACACUAAUACUCUGUCUUAUUCAAGGUUGCCUCCGUGGAUUGUUCUGGGAUCGCUACCAAUUUGCCUUUCACAGCAUCUUCAACAAAGUGCUACAUCACAAGGCUGAUGCGAUGCUGCAAGCUAGGAUUUUCAACUCGCCACUCACCCGAUUUGUCUUGUGGUGUUGGAAACUCUCAUCUGCCGAAGGAAUGUUAGGCUUUGUCUAUGCAAGCAUAUUCCUUGACUUUGUUUGGCCUAUGCUGAUUGUAUUGAGAAAGUACGGCUUCAUCCAGCUGGGAGUUGUUGUCAUCAUCUCCCAGCUACAUGCCUGGCAGAUUGGCGAGCUACUUGGCAAGGCUGCAUGAAGCUAGGAUCGUCACUUGACUAUAUAAAUUGACUUGACCAAUGUAGAGUUUUAUUACUAGUGAGAUGAUGCGGCUCAAGGAACAAAUACAGUUGCAUUUGCCCUGUAUUUCCAAUACUAUUUUUUCUUACUUGCUGAACUCGACCUGAAAUUACCUCAACCCUUCAGCUUCACCUGUCUGUUGUUUCGUUGUCUCGUGCUUCCCCCAUUGCCAGGUGUCUCUGCACUCCCCUGUCUGCUAGGACCUAUUACUGUAUUAGCUUGCUGGGAGAGCCCAGAUAGUAGUAGUGUCAAAACUCUUUGAAGUUCUCUGUCCAGCAUGCAGGCUCUUUCUCUGGCAUGUAUUUCUUUUCAAAGCGAAGCUGGCACAAAAAAAAUUAAAAACUAAACUAAAGAGAAAUGCAUACUGAUACUACUGGCUGGCUUGGCCCUCUUCAGUCUGAACUGUCUUGCUCUUACAAGUAUAUCCAUUUUACGCUCAAAAUGAAUAGUAUAUUUUGCGUGCAGCUUAGAACUCCAUAUUUAUAGUUCAACUUUCAUAUUUUCCAGCCAGUUCAUAUCCAUCAAAAAAAGUUUUAAAAAUAUCAAAUCGUCCGUAUCUCUUAUCUCUCUUCUUUUUGUCUUCUUUGUUUACGGCGGUCAAUGGGUGUGUGGACUGCAGUGCAUGACACAGUCCG
Molecule: messenger RNA, 1951 nt
Organism: Sycon ciliatum
Lineage: Eukaryota; Metazoa; Porifera; Calcarea; Leucosolenida; Sycettidae
Product: ceramide phosphoethanolamine synthase-like
Exons: 4
Coding region: 301-1275 (324 amino acids)
Source: RefSeq, a predicted model, not a curated record